AAUUACAUGAAAAUUUAGGAAAACACUUUGUAAAAUAUAUAGAAAAACAUACUUAACUUCACGUAAAAAUAAAUUUUGGAAACACUGUUUCAAAACAUUUGCCGCGAGAAACCAGAACGUGUAUAUUUGUAUUUGACAAAUGAAAGAAGAAACGAAACUUGAAAGAUGAAUAAUCUCAUUUGCUUCCAAGAUUUGUGGUUGGUCAUCACUGGUCGUUCAUGCAUGAAAGACCCGGAACUUGUGACGAAAGAUUUAAAUAAUUCAAUUGAUGCUUUGAAGCUUGGUUUGGAUUAUUAUCAGCCAUACAGUGAAAGUUCUGUCUCGAAGUUCAAAAAAGAAACCAAAAUAUCGGAAAACUUGAAUAAGUUUGUUCUAAAAGCUGCAAAGUUACUGAAUCUUGAUUGCCACCAAACACAUGAUCUCACAAAACAAUAUGCGCGUUCAUUUUUCCAUGGAUCGAGGCAGAAACUGCGGCAAAUCCUCGCAGAUGAACGGAAUGGAGCAAUAUUACUUGGCGAUCUUGCUAACCACUAUUUCACAGAAAGGCUAUAUUUACUACGAACCAUAUCUCCAAUCAUUGGAUACUUUCAGGACCAAAGUCAUCCUUUUCAGAGGGUUUAUUCGGAGGCGCUCAGUUCACUACCAGAUCUUACCCAAACUUUGCAAAGUCAACUCGAGAAAUCUUUUGACGAUUCUUUGCCCACUUUUAGCACUAGAGGACAAGAUUGUUCCCCUGAGCUACAGACCCGGUUUGCUUUACAACGAGUGAAAGAACAAUGCGAGAUCCUUGAAAUUCUCCUCAUAUAUUAUUCCCACUUUGAAUUACCACCCAAUGUGCUGGUGAAGCUUAUUAAGCUGUUUAAAGAUCACAACUUUGGAAUCGAUCACCCGUUACGUGAGGUCGUUGACCCCAGGAUGAUGUCACCACUGUUGUCAUGCCUCAGUGCACUUGAGCAAAUUCUAAUCAUAGAAGGAUUAGACAUGGAUUUUCUUAUGGAAUCUGAAGCCACAAAGGAACACCAGCUCGUGAAAGACAAAUCUGCAUUCAAAACUAUUGAUGACAUCAUAAAGGACAUCGUUCAUCAACCAGAUCUAUCUGUGCUUGUGUUGUCGUGGGCAACCGUUCGUUAUCUGGUCAUGGAUGACCACGGUGGGGUCACGACCCAGAAACUCGGAGAACGAACGAUUGAAGAAAAAGUGUGGGAGCAUUUUGCCCACUUGUUGGCAGUAUACCCAUUCAAUACAACAUCGAAUGUUUCACUCACUGCCCGUCGUGUUCUACGUGGUGUGCUAUCAAGCGUGACAACAUCUUUCCACGAAGACACGCUUGGUGAUUUCUCAUCUAUCGUAACCGUGGCAACAGAAGUGAUGAACCACUCUGAAAAUAGCAAAGGUCUUAGUGGACCUGGCUUGGAGCAGUUGUUGGUGUCAGCUGCAGGUUACUUCCCAUUGGCUGUUGAACCAUUGUUGCUAUUGGUUACUUCGAUGACAUCAUCGUUGCCAUCGGCAAUGGAG
Molecule: messenger RNA, 1515 nt
Organism: Ciona intestinalis (vase tunicate)
Lineage: Eukaryota; Metazoa; Chordata; Ascidiacea; Phlebobranchia; Cionidae
Source: RefSeq, a predicted model, not a curated record